UUCCUCUACACAGUAGUACCGCUACUCCUGAUCUUAUUUGAUGAAAGUUUGGAUAUUUUUUGCGUUAACAGAUGAUUUGAUGCGACACCUGGAUAACAUCUGCAAUCUGGAAGGCUGAUUUUUAGCUUGAUGUCUCUCAUUUGGCUGACGCUGUUGUUCUCAGCUCAUCUGGCUGAAUGUGUGCCAGAGAAGCCAAAGAGAUCAGCUCUGAACCAGCUGACCAGGACCCUCCUCAGGAAAUACGACUGCGGAGUUCGACCUGUUUACAACUGGACCAGUCUCACCACUGUCUACAUAGACCUCAUACUACAGUCGGUCCUUGACGUGGAUGGAAACACCCAAAGCAUAACUACAAGUAUUUGGUACAGACAGAUCUGGACGGAUGAGUUCCUGGUUUGGGACCCAGAGGAGUUCGAUGGUAUCAAUGAGAUCUCACUGUCAUCUGAUGCCAUCUGGGUACCUGAUGUCAUUGUUAGUGAAUUUGUGGACGAGGGGAAGUCCCCUACGAUCCCCUACGUGUACGUCAACUCCUCCGGCUCAGUGAAGAACUACCGGCCCAUGCAGGUGGUGGUGGCCUGCAGCCUGGAGAUGUACGCCUUUCCAUUUGACAAGCAGAACUGCAGCCUUACGUUCCGCAGCUGGCUUCACUCAGUGAAGGAGAUAGACCUGGCUCUGUGGAGGAGCGCAGAGGCCAUCGCUAAUGAUAAGAGGGAGUUCAUGAAUGAUGGAGAAUGGGAGCUGUUGUCCAUUCCCUCCCACUACUGGAUAAUUCACCAAGACAACACCGACUACGCCCACAUCCAGUUCAAUGUGUUGAUCCGCCGGCGCCCCCUGCUGUAUGUGGUGGGUCUCCUCAUCCCCAGCAUCUUCCUCAUGCUGGUGGAUGUGAUCAGCUUCUACCUGCCUCUGAACAGCGGCACGCGCAUCGUCUUCAAGAUCAGCAUACUGCUGGGCUACACCGUCUUCAGGGUCAACAUGACAGACGAGCUGCCUUCCACUGCAGUCAGAACUCCGCUCAUAGGUGUGUUCUUCGUGGUGUGCAUGGCUCUACUGAUGCUCAGCCUGAUAAAGUCCAUACUGGUGGUGAAACUGCUCCACCACAGCGAGGAGGAGGUCAAGCAGAUGUCAGUGUCGGCCUGCCUGCUGGACAAGUACGGCUCAACUGGUCAGGGCUUCGCUGAGAGCGCCUUAACCUCCAUCAAAACCCUCGACUACAUCAACUCGUCCGGAGAUUAUGAGCUGGAGCCCUCACUGGAAGAGGAUCUGCUGUCCCUGAAUGAGAUCCAAAAUCCUCCCUCUGCUCUGGAGUGGGUUCUCCAGGAGCUGGCGUCCCUCCGCCAGGCCUUAUCCGAGGACGACACGGAGUCUUCGACUCAGGCCGAGUGGCUGGCUCUGUGCUCCAAGCUCGACUGCUUCCUGUUCCGCUUUUACUUGUUGGUUGUGGUUGUGUAUGCCAGUACUCUGCUGCUGCUCUGGGCCAGCUGGAGCUUCGCCUGACCACGCAGACAGAGACAUAAUGCCUGCACUUCUUAUUUAUGGUGUUUACCAUAUUUACAGUGAUUCAGGAUGCAGUACUUUAAUCUGUGUUGGAAAUAUCGACAAUGUGUAUUUAAAAUGUACUGUACUUCAAAAAGUUUAAUAAACAGAAUAUAAUAGAGGAUACACUUUAUACUGUAUUCUAAUGUUGUUAACCAAUGCUUUUAAAUGGAUAUUAUUGCAUCACUUUAUCUUAUUUUUGUAGUUUUUGCGGUUGUAUUAAUCACUCAUGAUAACUCUGCACUCAUCAGUAAUCGCUAACAGCUGAGAGCACAGACGUUGUUGCACGAGCAAUCAGAACGUUAGACAGGCUGUAAACAGUUUAUCCAGCACAGCAUUAGUUCACUGCAGUCGCAAUCAGCUGAUCAGCAUCAGGCUUACUGAUCUAUCAUAUAUUUACAACAACAGUAUUAUCCAAUCAUAUUCAUACAAGGGUUUUAGGUGGCCUAGUUAUCUCAGGACACUUUUCAAAUAGAGCAGGUCUAGACCGAACUCUUUAAAACAUUAUUUACUUUAUUUUAUUUAUAUUCGUGCCUCUCUCUGUAUUUGAUGCUGUAAGUGUUUGUGCAUUAGCUCUCUUAGCAGAAUGUUACAAAGUACUAUACAAUAGUAUAAUUUAAGGUACUUUCAUUUAAGGCAUUUCCAUUUUCUGCUACUUUAUACUUCUAUUCCACAACAAUUCAGAGGGAAAUAUUGUACUUUUCACUCCACUACAUUUAUUUUAUACCUUUAAUUACUUACUUAUUCAGACUAAUAAUACAAAAUAUAAUCAACAAAUAAAGUAUUACGCAUUAACUUGGACAAAGAUAAGACUUGAUUGAUCCCUCAGUGAAAUCCACCAGCUAUCUGGCAGUAUAUAAUAGUACAAAAAUAACUGCAACAUGAAAGUAAUGUAUAUAUUAAUACAUAAAUAAUUUCAUCCUUUUACUUUUAGUAUUUUUAAGUAUAUUUUGAUGCUAAUACUUUUGUAUAUUUAUUUAAAUACAAUUUUGAAUGCAGGACUUUUACUAGUAACAGUAAGUGUUUCUGAGGCAUUGCUACUAUACUUUGUUUUACUGUAGCGCUCCUUCAAACAGCCUUUUCCUGCCAAAUCUAACCAUUGACUGAAAUCACUCUAUUUAUGUUUGUAAUAAUCUCUCACUGCACUGACAAAUCCUUUUACUUUUUUACUUUGUUUUCUAUUUCAAAUAAGUUUAACUUAUCUGUUAGUUCACAACCUAUCUGCUUUCUUUCCCCCAGUUGAUCUAUUUUUUGUAAAGUCAUGUG
Messenger RNA from Dicentrarchus labrax (European seabass), 2802 nucleotides. It is a transcript of the gene htr3b, whose product is annotated as 5-hydroxytryptamine (serotonin) receptor 3B. The transcript has 9 exons. The record is from RefSeq and is a predicted model, not a curated record. Lineage: Eukaryota; Metazoa; Chordata; Actinopteri; Moronidae. Gene Ontology annotation, molecular function: transmembrane signaling receptor activity; extracellular ligand-gated monoatomic ion channel activity; neurotransmitter receptor activity. Gene Ontology annotation, cellular component: synapse; postsynaptic membrane; neuron projection. Bases 130 to 1497 code for a protein of 455 amino acids. Gene Ontology annotation, biological process: regulation of membrane potential; chemical synaptic transmission; monoatomic ion transmembrane transport.